This is a messenger RNA of Trifolium pratense (red clover), 2850 nucleotides long. RefSeq names its product pentatricopeptide repeat-containing protein At1g11290, chloroplastic. Bases 115 to 2544 code for a protein of 809 amino acids. The transcript has a single exon. Lineage: Eukaryota; Viridiplantae; Streptophyta; Magnoliopsida; Fabales; Fabaceae. The record is from RefSeq and is a predicted model, not a curated record. Gene Ontology annotation, molecular function: zinc ion binding; protein binding; RNA binding. Gene Ontology annotation, biological process: RNA modification.
AAUGUUAUAUGAAGAUAUAACAAUAUAUGAUACCAUGUUUGAAAAAAAAGCACGAAUCCAACCAAUUUGGUACCUUUCCAAAUGAAUCUAUAGUGAGACAUAGAUUGAAGAAGAAUGAGCUCUAACCUCUUAGCACUACACAAAACUCCACCACUUCACAAUAUCUCCAAAACAACAACCCCUUUAUACCAAAGAAUCUUCAUCCCAACUCAUGUCUAUAGACACCCAUCAGCAAUUCUCUUAGAACUCUGCACUUCCAUGAAAGAGCUUCAUCAAAUACUUCCCCUAAUCAUCAAAAGUGGCUUCUAUAAUGAACACUUAUUUCAAACCAAACUUGUUAGCUUGUUCUGCAAAUUUGGUAGCAUAAAUGAAGCAUCUCGUGUUUUUGAACCUGUUGAACAAAAAAUUGAUGUUCUUUAUCAUACUAUGCUUAAAGGGUAUGCAAAAAACUCUACUUUAUGUGAUUCUUUGAAGUUUUAUAAUAGGAUGCAAAAUGAUGAGGUUAAGCCUGUUGUUUAUGAUUUUAGUUAUUUGUUGCAUUUGUGUGGUGAGAAUUUGGAUUAUAGAAAGGGUAGGGAGAUUCAUGGAAUGAUGAUUGCUAAUGGGUUUCAGUCAAAUUUGAUUGCCAUGACUGCUGUUGUUAAUUUGUAUGCGAAAUGUAGAAAGAUUGAUGAUGCGUAUAAGAUGUUCGAUAGAAUGCUGCAUAAAGAUUUGGUUUCUUGGAAUACGGUUGUUUCGGGGUUUGCGCAGAAUGGGUAUGCUAGAAAGGCUUUGAAUUUGGUUUUGGAUAUGCAGGAGGAUGGUCAGAAGCCGGAUUGGAUUACUUUGGUUAGUGUUUUGCCGGCUGUGGCUGAUAUUAAGGGUUUGAGAAUUGGUAUGUCGAUUCAUGGUUAUGCUAUUAGAUCGGGAUUUGAAUCUAUGGUUAAUCUUUCAACCGCACUUCUUGAUAUGUACUUUAAGUGUGGGUCGGUUGAGACUGGGAGGUUGGUUUUUCAGAGGAUGAGCAGCAAGACUGUUGUUUCGUGGAACACCAUGAUUGAUGGUCUUGCGCAGAAUGGCCAAUCUGAAGAAGCGUUCUCAACUUUUUUGAAGAUGUUGGAAGAAAAGGUGGAGCCUACAAAUGUUACUAUCAUGGGUGCUUUGCAUGCUUGCUCUAAUUUAGGCGAUCUUGAACGGGGGAGAUUUGUUCACAGAUUAUUGGAUCAGAUGAAACUUGGUUCUAAUGUUGCAGUUAUCAAUUCUUUGAUAUCUAUGUAUUCGAAGUGUAAGAGAACUGAUAUUGCAGCUUCGAUAUUUGAAAAUUUGAAAGGGAAAACAGAUGUCACAUGGAAUGCCAUGAUUUUAGGUUAUGCACAGAAUGGUUGUGUAAAUGAAGCUUUGAAUCUAUUCUGUACGAUGCAAUCUCAAGGCAUUAAACCCGAUUCCUUUACGUUUGUGAGUGUGAUUACUGCUCUAGCAGAUUUAUCGGUCACCCGGCAAGCUAAGUGGAUUCAUGGACUUGCAAUGAGAACAAAUAUGGACAAAAAUGUCUUUGUUGCUACUGCUCUCGUUGACAUGUACGCAAAAUGUGGAGCCAUCGAAACUGCAAGAGAGAUUUUUGACACAAUGGAUGAACGGCAUGUGAUAACAUGGAAUGCUAUGAUAGAUGGAUAUGGAACACAUGGCCUUGGAAAAGCAGCUCUAGAUCUCUUUGAUGAUAUGCAGAACGAAGCUUCUAUUAAGCCAAAUGAUAUAACGUUUCUCUCUGUUAUUUCAGCAUGCAGUCACUCAGGUUUUGUGGAAGAGGGUCUCUACUAUUUCAAAAUCAUGAAGGAAGAUUACGGCUUGAAGCCUUCCAUGGAUCACUAUGGUGCCAUGGUGGAUCUACUUGGUCGUGCCGGCAAGUUAGACGAUGCUUGGAAGUUUAUUCACGAGAUGCCUAUCAAACCAGGGAUUACUGUUUUUGGUGCAAUGCUAGGUGCUUGCAAAAUUCAUAAAAAUGUCAAAUUGGGCGAGAAAGCCGCUGACAAAUUAUUUGAGUUAAAUCCGGAUGAAGGUGGCUAUUAUGCACUGCUUGCAAACAUGUAUUCCUCUGCUUCAAUGUGGGACAAAGUGGCCGAGGUGAGAACAGCCAUGGAGAAAAAGGGUCUCCACAAAACUCCCGGUUGUAGUUUGGUUGAAUGGAGAAACGAAGUUCACACGUUCUACUCAGGAGGUACAAAUCAUCCUCAAUCGAAAAGAAUCUACGCUUAUCUCGAGACUCUCGGAGACGAGAUCAGGGCUGCUGGUUAUGUUCCUGACAACGAUUCAAUUCACGACGUGGAAGAAGACGUGAAAGAACAAUUGGUUAGUAGCCAUAGUGAGAGGCUUGCUAUUGCAUUUGGACUUUUGAAUACAAGACCUGGUACAACAAUACAUAUAAGGAAGAAUCUAAGAGUUUGUGGUGAUUGCCACGAGGCAACGAAGUACAUUUCACUUGUAACUGGUAGGGAAAUUAUAGUACGCGAUUUACAAAGGUUCCAUCAUUUUAAGAAUGGAAGAUGUUCUUGCGGGGAUUACUGGUAAAAUGAUUGACGCCAUUGUUACUCUCAUAGACGAUUAUAGAUUUAUAGUGCCCUGUUGAAUCAGUGGCCUGUAACUAUCAGAUUCAGUUGUAUAAUUUUUUAGGAAAUAUGCAGUUUGAUCCUGAAAGAUGUUCAGUUGUAUUUUCUUGGUCCUCUGAAAUUGUUAUCUAUUCAAUUUUGUUGCACAAUAUUUUAUUACUCAAUUUGUAAAUGACUGGGCUGGUGGUGAAUCAUCUAUACAUUGGUCGGUGAAGGCAUACAUACACAUUCACCGUGAACACAAUAGGGAAGUUCCUCUUUUUCGCAA